This is a messenger RNA of Vitrella brassicaformis, 1204 nucleotides long. Lineage: Eukaryota; Vitrellaceae. The record is from the annotation of a GenBank genome assembly.
GUAAGGCCCUCAUGAAAACACGCACCCGAUAUAGAAAACAAUCUCAUUGGGGAAAGAAACGAAAAACAGUUGCACUGGGGGCGAGGGAAAGAAAAAAAAAGAGGAAAAAAGCUCUCUUUUCCCUCUCCUGAUUGAUUCCUCUGUCGAUCACUGUCUCUUGAAAAAGGUGCUUCUUCGGAGUACUCACAAUCGAGUGUCAACAGACCACCAAUCGGCAACAGACCACCAAUCGGCCACAGCCUCAGGGUUUUGUGGCCUGUUCCACUUCACGAGGCCGUCGGAUGCGCUUUCGUCUGCCGAAUAGGCGCAGAGGUGGAUCGGGUCCUUGUGGUUGGGAAAGUCCCGCGCCACGCACUCCAGCGAUGCCGUGCAGGGGUGGCUGUCAUCGCAAUCCUCAAAGUAGAGGCCUGCUUUCUGUGGACACAAAUGUGCAUGUCAGCCCAGUCCUAUUUGGCAUUCUGACAUUUGCGUUUGUUCUCACCCUGCAGUCAAACACUCACCCUGCAGUGCUGAGCGGAAACGUUGGCGAAUUUUUCCACAGGAUUGCCAUUCAGGUCGUGUUCAGUGUAGCACUUGAAGGGCUCUUUGUGUUCCUCGCACUGGAGGUCGGUGCGACAAAGGUCACCAUCUGAUAUUGAGGAAUGAACGAACCAAUGGGUUGAGUCGUAUACUCGUAUACCUUUGGUUGGGCCACAAGUGGAGACAAGUUUGUCGCCGUAGGACCUCUCGCUGCAUCGGCGCAUGAUGAUCGAAAAUGGCCCAUCCCCUUGACAGAGAUGGUCGUCGUCGCAGAAGUCAUCGUCCUCACCCCGCUCCUGCAAUGCACGCAAACGUAUCCACGGUAGUGCGUGCGUCCGCCCGCUUACCUUGCAUUUGCCUCUGGAACGAAAGAAGAUGCCUUUGGUGCCGAUGGUGCCAUUCUUGUGGACAUGGAAAUAGCACUUCUUCUGAAGCGGUUUCUUGCAGUCCGCAUCCUUUUUGCAACCGAAGAGGGUCUGGUGGGCCUCGACAUCAGCCGCAGAUGCGCCUGCAUCAUGCAUGCACAUUCACAAAGAAGUGGGCGCCCCACUGCAGUGGUGUUGUGUCGUGCGACCAGCACUCUGGAAGGCGAACGCAGCAGCUGCGAAGGCGAGGCAGAGAGCUGGGUUCAUGAGGAAGAAGAACUUCAUGAUGGCGUGGCAACGAUGAGGGCGGGGCACACUUC